AUGGGGUUUCUCCAUGUUAGUCAGGCCGUGGUCAAACUCCCGACCUCAGGUCAUCUGCCCGCCUUGGCCUCCCAAAGUGCUGGGAUUACCGGCGUGAGAGCCACCGCACCCGAUCCCGACUGCCCUUUUAUUCUUCUGUGUCCCCUAGUGCAUUUUAUUUGUCUGUGUACAGCGCAGGGAUGCAUCCCCUUUCUGAGGCUUGGCCCAGGGUAGGUGCUUAGUAAAGGAUUUCUGCUACAGCGCAUUAUAGUGCUAAAGAGAGAGGGUUUUCUGUUCAGAUGAUCGGGCCACGUUUUGGUGUGACCGCUAGGGGGAGAGGUGGCACCGGCGGAGCGCUCGCCAGACCCAUUUUUCCGCUCCUUGCGUCAUCGCACAGGGCGGGGCUCGUACCUGACGCCCGGCGUCUGGGCCUGCUCUCACUCUACUAGGGAAAGGGGUGGGGCUCGGCCUUCGGGCGUGGGCGGAAAUUGCUCAGAAUCCUCGGGAGCUUUGCGAAACGACGGACCGUCGUCGACCCCGCGGUGAGCCGGAAGUAAUUGAAUAAGCCCCGGAAGUUUGGAACUACCGCCGGCGUGCGUUAGCAGGUAUAUCGCAGUGACAGUUGCUAUGGAGCCGGUCGGGCCUUGUGGUUUCUGCCCAGCGGGGGAGGCCCAGCCCGCGCGUUACACCUGCCCUCGCUGUAAUGCGCCCUAUUGCUCGCUGCGCUGCUACCGGACGCAUGGCACCUGCGCAGAAAACUUCUACCGUGACCAGGUGCUGGGAGAGCUCCGCGGCCGCAGCGCCUCGCCCAGCCGCCUGGCAAGCGCCCUACGCCGGCUGCGUCAGCAACGCGAUACCGAGGACGAGCCUGGGGAAACAGGCCUUAGCCCCGGCCCGGCGCCCGGCGGCCUCUCGGGACUGUGGGAGCGGCUGGCGCCGGCCGAAAAAACUGCCUUCGAGCGGCUGCUGAGCCGUGGUGAGGCCGGGCGGCUGCUGCCUCCAUGGCGGCCGUGGUGGUGGAAGCGCGGAGCCGGACCGCGGCGGCUUCUGGAGGAGUUGGAUGAUGCCCCGGGCAGUGAUGCCGCGGGGCUGGAGCCCGCCCUUGCGAGGACCCCGCCGGAAUCUAUGAAAGAUGCCUUCGCCGCGGAGCUCGCGGCUGCCGAGCUGGUUCUUGGAGAUGUCCCGGGGGCCUGCACGCCCGCCAUACCCACCCGCAUCCCCACGCUGGUCAGCCUGAACCGCGGUCCAGUGUCGCCGCUCGUGCGCUUCCAGCUGCCCAAUGUGCUGUUCGCCUACGCGCAUACUCUCGCCCUGUAUCACGGCGGUGACGACGCACUGCUCUCUGACUUCUGUGCUACACUGCUCGGCGUUUCCGGAGCCCUGGGUGCCCAGCAAGUCUUCGCCUCUGUGGAAGAAGCCCUGCAGGCCGCAGCCCACGUGCUGGAAGCAGGCGAGCACCCGCCUGGGCCCCUGGGCACACGAGGGGCUAUGCACGAGGUUGCCCGCAUCCUGCUGGGUGAGGGCCCGACCAACCAGAAAGGCUACACGCUGGCAGCACUGGGAGACCUGGCAAAGACCCUGGGCCGUGCCCGGAAACAGGCUGUGGUUAGAGAAGAGCGAGAUCAUCUUUACCGGGCCCGAAAAAAGUGCCAAUUCCUCCUGGCCUGGACCAAUGAAAAUGAGGCGGCCCUCACACCCCUGGCUCUAGAUUGCGCCAGGGCUCACCAAGCCCAUGCUGUGGCAGCCGAGGAGGUGGCCGCCCUCACUGGGGAGCUGGAGCGGCUUUGGGGAGGCCCCGUGCCACCUGCCCCAAGGACUCUCAUUGAGGAGCUCCCUGGCUGAACUGGGGACCCUGGUCAUUAAUAAAGCUGUGACUGGUCA
This is a messenger RNA of Chlorocebus sabaeus (green monkey), 1860 nucleotides long. RefSeq names its product zinc finger HIT-type containing 2 (gene ZNHIT2). NCBI's taxonomy places the organism in Eukaryota, Metazoa, Chordata, Mammalia, Primates, Cercopithecidae. The record is from RefSeq and is a predicted model, not a curated record.